UCUUAAGGGGGGGGGGGGGGAGUUGGCAUUUCUACAAAACUAAUCAAGGCUGCAGCGGGAUGUAAAUCGUUGCUCUGGUUUACAAAAGAGCGGAUUGUGAUGGCGGGGCUGAGGCUCAAUAAACAGCUUGUGUCUUGGCGGUUGUGAGCAGGUGUACGCUACUGGAUACAUUCAAAGGCAAUUCUCAGUGUUAAUGAAACUUUGCUACGAUUUACGGGCUGGGAUUGCUGUACACCAUGCUAGGGUAAAGCCGCUGAAGAGAGGGGUGUUGAACAUGCUAAAGCGGCUGGACAAAAUCAGGUUCAGAGGUCAGAAGCGAGACGACUUCCUGGAUCUAGCAGAGUCCCCCAACGGAUCCGACAAUGAAUGUGGCGAUGACAUCCUGCUGAGGACGAGGCCUUCACUCAAGUCACAAGAUACGGAAGAACUAGGAGACCCUGCGGGUUCGGGGGCUCUCAACAUGGCUGCAGCCUUUCAAGACUUCCAGAGGAGCGAGUCGGACCGGCUAAACGAGGUGAAGGGUCAUCUAGAGAUUGCCUUACUGGAGAAACACUUCCUACAAGAGGAGUUGAGGAAGCUACGAGAGGAAACCAAUGUGGAGAAGAUGAAGGAAGAGCUGGAGAGGGAGAGAGGGAAGAGGCUCGACCUCGAACUGAGGAUGAACGAGGUGCUAAAAUCCAGGUUGGAGGAUUCGCCGCCACAGCCUGCCCGUAAACCCCCGUCUCCAACGCCUGCUGCCAAUGGCAAAGACGCAGACAAAGAGAAGCCGCCGCAGGGGGAGACCCUGUACUUGCGGGCGUGGCGGUGGCUCUAUGACAGGUUGGGGGUCUACAUCGAAGACUUCCGCUUCGUCCCGGAGGAGAACACUGUGGAGGCUGAGGAACCGCUAAGCGCUAAAAGGCUAACAGAAAACAUGAGGCGACUCAAGCGAGGAGCCAGACCUGUCACUAACUUCAUGAGGAACCUCUCAGCCUUAUCCAACUGGCACUCCGUGUACACCUCAGCUAUUUCCUUCAUAAUCUACAUGAAUGCUGCGUGGCAUGGCUGGGCCAUCCCCAUGCUCCUCUUCUUGGCCAUCCUGAGGCUCUCCUUGAAUUACCUCAUUGCUAAAGGUUGGAGGAUUCAGUGGAGCAUUGUGCCGGACAUUACGGAUCCUAUAGAACCGUCAAAGGAUGAUUUGACUGUGUCUGAAAAGUUCCAGUUAGUGCUUGAUGUUGCACAAAAAGCCCAGAACCUUUUUGGUAAGAUGGCGGAUGUUUUGGAGAAAAUAAAAAACCUAUUCAUGUGGGUGCAGCCUGAGAUCACUCAGAAGCUCUACAUCAGCCUGUGGGUUACCUUUCUCUCCUCCUGCAUACUGCCCUAUAAACUCGUGGGCUUCAUGAUUGGGCUGUAUGCAGGGAUCAAGUUCUUCAUCAUAGACUUCUUGUUUAAGAGCUGUCCCAAGCUGAGGGACAAAUAUGACACCCCUCACAUCGACUGGAACAACCUACCAACUGAUCCACAGUUGAAGGAGAGGACCAACGCUACAAUGUCUCGACGGCUCUCUGGGUCUGAGAAGAUUCAGCCUGUGGUGGCUAGAGGUAGCCUAGCAACCGUCCCGUGCGGUGUAAACCUGGAUGCUGACAGCGCCAGGAUUCAUAGCACCAAGAAGGGAGCCUUUCAUGAGAUCUUCAACGUCUCAGAGAAUGAGCGCCCUCUGCCAGUGUGUGAGAAUGGGUGGAGGUGCUGCCUCAUCAACAGAGACCGGAAGAUGCCAACGGACUACAUACGAAACGGCAUGCUCUAUGUUACAGAGAAUUAUCUGUGUUUCGAGAGCUCCAGUUCCAAAUCGGCCUCCUCCAAGAAGAAUAAAGUCAUUAAGCUGGCGGACAUCACAGAUAUCCAGAAGUACAAAGUGCUGUCUGUCUUACCUGGGUCAGGAAUGGGAAUCUCCAUAGCCACUCCCUCCACACAGAAGCCUCUGGUGUUUGGUGCCAUGAUCCAUCGAGACGAGGCCUUCGAGGCGAUCUUCACCCAGUACAUGAAGAUCACAACCACCUCCAGACAACCCUUGGGCAGCCCUGAGCUGUAGCCCUGCUAUCCCCAUGGAAAGAGGCCUGGGCUGGGGUCAGGGCUGGGCCACCUACCCCUGAACCCUCCCUGGCUAGAGAAAAGACAAUUGGGGGAAGUGAUGGGACACACCUCUUCUCCUCCCUCUCUUAUUUACAGUGACUGGACAAUCUUCUUUUAUGACUGAGAGGUGUCUGGUGUGUGCGCUCGCCCGUCUGUCUGGUGUGUGCGCUCGCCCCUCUGUCUGGUGUGUGUGGAGGUGGAACUUAUAGUCCAAUAGGGAUGGUGAACACAUUCCAACACUGUAGGAAGAAGGGGGGGGGGGGGGGGGGGGGGGUCAUUAUUUUUAACACAGACUUCUCAUCAUAGGGGAAGGAGCUGGCUCUCCUGCCUGCCUGCCUGCCAGCUUUCAUUUGCUUCAGAGAGAUGUGUGUGUGAGCUGCCAAGACAUCGCGCGUCUCUGCUCACCUGUCUUCUCUCUUUCUCGUGAAGUCUUGAGUCAGUGUUACUGUUACUGCUGGUCUUGCACGGAACCGUACGGUAGCUAGAUGUUUGUGUAGAAAACAAAAAGCCGUGAACAUGGAGCUAUAGCAUCGGAAACAACGUUCAACAGGACAAGAAGCCUUUUCCAUCCGUUUACAAUCGUUGCUGUAGAUUUUCCUUGGAGACACUCACGCACAUUUCAGCAAAAAACAGUCUGCUUUCAGCUGUCUGUUUGCAUAUGACGUGUAUGUGUGUUGUACGUUCAACACUCACGACUGAACUGUACUGUGUGUCACGCACAGCGGUGGGGACCUUGGCGAUGAUGUUCGUUGUGAAACGUUUUCAAAUGCCUUUCCUUUUGAAUUCCGCUUAUUUUUCUAAUAACCAAUGGAAUGAUGAGGAACUGGACUUAGUUAAAGGCAGGUCCUGGAUCUGUGGAUUGUGUUCUAAAACUAAAGCACACGCCCUGUUAGUCAUAGCAGACCUAAACCCUGAAUAAUGUGUCAACUGAAGGUACGUAGUUUAAAUGGAACAUUGCUGGUUCAGUGAACUACACUUGUGUGCUGAGUAACCCCGAGGCCUAAAAGAUGAGUUAAUGCCUUGGCUUUAGCCUAGUAGACUAACACAUCCUUAAGGUGCGUACUGUAGGUCACAUAAAACAUACAAAUGAUUUUUGCAGUGUCUCAAGGCCCCAGUACCUGUUACUUCAGUAUUUAGUGACAUGUUACGGUAUAGUAAUACUAUGGUAGUUUUUAACGGUAAUACCACAAAUACCAACCUGUAGUAUUAACACUGGAGUGGUCAGAUGUGUACAAUGUGCUGUCCUGCUCAGGAGUAAAUUUGAACUUGGUUAACUUGACUAGUAACUAGUUAUUUCGUCCGGGAGUUUGUCAGUAUUUCAAUGCAAGUCGAGGCAGUCAACUGGCUUGGUUCCGUAGUAUUCAUUCACAGCAGGAUGAAGAAGUAGUUUGAACGGAAUAUUUCAAUGUCACUUUAUCAUUGUCACCGGUGUGGGUUUAAAAGCUGGUCUUUUAUUUCUCCGAUAGGCUUGAUAUGUAGAAUUGUCAUGAAUGCCAAACCCAGUGGAUGUGGGACACCUUUCUGUGUUUUGUAAAAUGGCUGGAAGAGUUAUUGUGGACAUCUGGGCAUAUUUCUGGUCUAUCGUUUGCUUCGAAUAAGAGAGUAGAUUAAACUAUGCUCUCAGAUCCUUUUUUAAAUUUUUUUUGCCUCUCAGCACUACAAGCUAGUCCCCUAAAAAGCAUUCAUCUUCCCACACUGUUAACAAGCCCGUAUGAACUGUGUCAGUUAUUGUCUUAUGACUGGGUGUGAAAUGUCAUUUCUAUAGGUUGUCUAUUGUCUAAGGAACUCGUGCUGUCAGCGUGUUGAUUUGAAUGAUUGUCUGACUUUACGUUACUGUAGUCUUAAUGCUUCCCUGGAACUUAGUCGAGUAGUAACCACGAACUUUGAAAUCAGGGUCUGUCCUAAAAGAAGCACACAGAAUGUAUUGUGUUACUGCUAUAAACUCCUAGUUUAUUUUCUGUUGUUGCCAAAACGUUAUUUUCUUCUUUUUACUGCUGCCUUUACUGCUGCCCUGCUCUGCCAACACCUACAUGUUUACUGAAGGUUGGGUUAAAAGACACAAUUCAUUUCUUGUUUUUCUUUGGGAUGCCGGUUUGAGCUCCUUGCCACAGGUGGAGUCAUGAAGACUGGACAGAUAUCUUCCUCUUGCGUUUUUGAGUUAGUGUGUCAACUGUCAAGCUUUUUAAAAAAUCUGCUCAGACUGGUCUCAGGACAACCUCUGCUGCUCAGCUUCAUCCCAACGGCAAACGUAACCCUGAUCCCUGAUCUGUUUUAUAAUACUUUAAUAGUUAAAGCUAAAGUUUAGCUGUUCUGUUGAGUUUGUUGUCAUUAGCAUAUACUGUGUACAUGUACUGAGUAGCAUGAUGAUGACAGUCCAAGGAGUUGGAUCCAUGCAUCUAGUGACAGACCUGGGACCAGGCUAACAGUAGGUAGACGGUGCCAGCCGAGAACAUUCUAGACAGAUUAUAUUCACGCUGCAACAAAGAAAUGUCAGUGAUCGUUCAUAGGGUAGUGCUGUGCGGUACAUGGUACAAUCAUGAUAAUCUUUUAGCUGUUUUUGGGAUCACUCACAGGCCUUCCUUACAGGCAGCAGAGGUCAUCAUGGUGACUCGGAGAGCUGAGGUUCACUGGUUUCUAUUGGUCUCCUUCUGUGCGUCUCAUUGUGUUAACCAAGUAUUAGUUCUAACUAAAUGUAAACGUUAGUCAUUUACUUCAUGAUAUUCCCGUACAGUAUAUCACUGCGAAGUUCAAUAUACUGCAAUCAUCUGACAGUUGUGGGUAAUUAUGUCAUCUGUGUGUCCGAGGACUAAAAUGACGAAAGAGGAAUUUAUAUACAAUAACGUAAUCCUUUGCGUUUUUAAAGAAGACAAUGUCUAUUGUAAAAUAUGUGAUGUACAUUUUUUUAUUUAAAUAAAAUGAAGUAUUUCCCAUU
Messenger RNA from Oncorhynchus kisutch (coho salmon), 5044 nucleotides. RefSeq names its product GRAM domain containing 4a (gene gramd4a). Lineage: Eukaryota; Metazoa; Chordata; Actinopteri; Salmoniformes; Salmonidae. Bases 194 to 2071 code for a protein of 625 amino acids. The record is from RefSeq and is a predicted model, not a curated record. The transcript has 20 exons. Gene Ontology annotation, biological process: negative regulation of toll-like receptor 9 signaling pathway; apoptotic process.